Lethenteron reissneri (Far Eastern brook lamprey) is the source of this 6463-nucleotide messenger RNA. RefSeq names its product G protein-coupled receptor 161 (gene GPR161). The record is from RefSeq and is a predicted model, not a curated record. Gene Ontology annotation, biological process: G protein-coupled receptor signaling pathway. Gene Ontology annotation, molecular function: G protein-coupled receptor activity. Gene Ontology annotation, cellular component: plasma membrane; recycling endosome. NCBI's taxonomy places the organism in Eukaryota, Metazoa, Chordata, Hyperoartia, Petromyzontiformes, Petromyzontidae.
UGGUGGUCCCCGCGAGUUGGAGACGAUUCGUCGCAAACUAAAACUGCGAGGGGGAGAAAAAAAAAUGAAAUUACACAAACGCACACCGCCACAUUUUUUAUUUCACGGAAGAAAAAAAACCCUACACACACACCUAAAGAAUUUUAAAGUAUAGGGGGACGAAAAAAUAAUAAUGAAUGCCACCGGGGUGGCCACCCACGUAGCGGGGCUGAGGGUAACGACGCCAUUUCCCAUUGUCCCGUCCGCGGAGGCCGCGCUCCGUGCAGUUUUAUUCCCUCUUUCACCUCCCUCCCAUCCUUUUAAAACUUAUCAAUCGAUCAACUAUCAACCUCCACGUAUGUCCCGAUCGACUCCUAUCUGUAUCGACGAGGGGCCGGGAGCUGGUGGAGAAGACGAGGUAGGGUUGAGCUGUGAGCUGUCAUAGGGCUCGGCCGGCCAAAGCAGCAUGAACAGCAGCAGCGAUGGCAACACCAGCGUGGCGGGGAACAUCACUCUGGAUGUGGAGGAGGGCUGGCUGGUGGUGCUGGAGACGUCCUCUCUGGCGGCGCUCGCCACGCUGGUGUGCGUGGGAAACCUGCUGGUCACCGUCACGCUCUACCGCAAACCGUACCUCAUGACACCAAGCAACCGGCUCGUUAUGAGCCUCGCCGCCUCCAACCUGCUGCUAUCGCUGCUGGUGCUGCCAAUGGCGGCGGUGUGCGCUGCGCGCCGCGCCUGGGUCUUCGGCGUAGUGUGGUGCCACCUGACGGCACUGCUGCACAUGCUUGUCAGCUCGGCCAGUGCACUCACGCUCGGAGCUAUCGCCCUCGACAGGUACUAUGCAGUGCUGUACCCGAUGCUCUACCCAAUGAAGAUAACGGGGAACCGCGUGGCGUUUCUCAUCGCGUACAUGUGGCUGCACGCACUGGUCGGCUCGGCACCUCCACUCUUCGGCUGGCCGGGAUUCGAGUUCUCCGUCCACAAGCGCAUGUGCACUCCGGCAUGGUACCGGGGCCUUGGUUACGCCAUCUUCUGGCAGCUGUGGUGCAUGGUGCCACCCUUUGCCACCAUGCUCAUCUGCUACGGCAUCAUCUUCCGCGUCGCCCGGCGCAAAGCCCGCAGGGUCAGCUGUGGGGUAAUCGCAGUAGAGACGGAGCAGCUUUCUCCGGACACGAACCAAGAUUCGAACCUUGAAGCGGUGGAGGCGGUGCAGAAUGGCACCGUCGCGGCCGCCACCGCGAUCAAUAAACGGAGACGCAACACGACGGUCAGCCUGCCUUACUCGGGGAACCCCUGCAAGGCGCUGACGACGAUUGUGAUGGUGGUGGGCUCCUAUGCGCUGACCUGGCUGCCCUACCUGGUGGUGGUGAUGAUGGAGGCGGCAGGCGGCUCGGGCGCUGUGUCCGCCCGGGCGGAAGCGUUGGCGAUGUGGCUGGCGCUGAGUAGCGCGCUGUGCCACCCGCUUAUCUAUGGGCUGUGGAAUAAGACGGUGCGCAAGGAGCUGAUCGCCAUGAUCUGCUGCGGCUGCUACUGCUGCGGUGGGGAGCGCUACCGCAGGGACUCGUUCUUUCAGCGUCGGAGAACCUCGCGCCUCUUCAGCAUUUCCAACCGCAUCACAGACCUUGGCCUGUCGCCACACCUCACGUCUCUACUGGCAGGCGGGCGGCUUCCCAACCACGGCAGCAGCAGUGGAGACACGGGAUACAGCUUUUCACAGGACUCUGGCACGGACGUGAUGCUGCUGGAGGAGUCCGAGAGUUUACAGAGCGGCCGCUUCUACGGUCGGCGCCACAGCUCCGUGCCAAUGGAUGAGCUCCCGCUGAUCUCCACAGCCCUGCGGGAGCAGUCCCGGCACGAGCCCGUGGAGGUGCAAGCCGAAGUCCACAGUACCCUGGACUCCUUCGCCUCCAGCCUGGCGCAGGCCAUCGCCACCGAUGCGAAGUUCAGCAUUUUCGGCGACGCCUCCCGGCUCGACGGCGUCACCGACAUCGGCGUAGCAACACUCGGCAGCCUCCUGUCAGAUUUGUGUCCAAGCACGAGCGGGCAGCGGGGAGACGACGACGACAUCAGCAGCAGCAGCAGCAAUAGCAGCAGCGGCGGCGGCAGCGUUGGCGUCGGCGGCAGCGUCGGCAGUGGAGCGGAGUGUCCGUUUCUCCCGCGCUGUUCCACCCCGGCGCUGCUCGUGCCGGAGUACCCGCACCUGCCAGGCAGCGUGAUGGCAGUGGGGCCCGGCUCCGUGCACGGGUGCCGGCGCGGCAGUCGGACUUCGGUGGGGCAGAGGCCGCGUCUCGAAAGCAUCGACGAGGGCAUUGUGAACGACGGAUGCAACGAGGAAGAGUUCUAGGGCUCGGUGGUUUAUCGUCGUCGUUAUUUGCUGACAUGCAGAGGGCACCAGUAGGGAAACCUAGCUGCCAAAUGGUGAGUAACAUUAAGGAGAGGUAAAUAUACUGAGGGAGUUGCUCAUGAAGUCAAGGUUUCAAUUCCAUUGGCUAGAGAAUAACGGGGGAUUGGAACAUGUCGCAGGAAGAGAAUUGGUGUAAAGAAAAUGUAUUUGAACUGAAAGAUGGGGCACUGUACAGCUUUUGAGAAGAUGACAGAAGCAAGCAAUGACCUUAAAUGCCUUUACUGUUUAAAGUGACCUGGCACAUACCCCCACGGCAACUGGCAGCCUAUGCUUUGUUGCGCAAACUUUCCACAUCAGAUUAUAGGGUCGGUUACAGCCCAUCAGGGGGCUGGUCUGCCCAAGACUGGAUUUGUUGAACUUUUAGGGGAACAUUUUACUUGAACACAAAAGUGCCCUUAAAGUUAACCUUGCAGCCUGCCGACAUUUAAUAGCGAUCUACCAUGGCUUUGCUGUCAGCACUUAACGUCAGUCGGAACAGUUGUUCCGCGAAUUCUUGUGGCAUGCCACAUCUACCUCGCCCUUAAUUGUUCUCACGAUGCCACGGUGGUGUGCGCGCGAUAUGUGUGAAAAGCGCUUAGGGUUACCAAAUGUCCUCAAGGGAUCAAUACUUUAAUGUCAUUUCCUUGUUUUUAAGAGAAAGAAUCGUCAACGAGGACACACAUUUGUCAGUGACGUCCAAUGUGACGUCGAUUCCCGUGACACGUGUGAUGUCAGUAAAGUCUCGUUCCGAAGAAUUUAGAAUGAGAAAUUAAGCCGUGGCUAUAUGCAAAUCCAUUACAUCUGCAAUCUGUAUCGGGGUCGCCAUCAUUGUAACGUAUCGUGUCAUCAAAACAAUACAGGACCCACUUCCGUGUACUUAAGCUGGACUCGUUUAGGAAUUCCAGUGUAAUGUUAUAGGCGCUCCAACCAAACCAUGUGUACUUUUAGCCUUGGAAAGGUUUAUGUUUAGAAACCAUUCGUUUUUCUCAGCAGUAGGACACUCAACAGCAGUAAGUCAUAUUUCAGUAGAUACUACAGUAGAAUGCUUGCGUUUUGAGUACAUUUUAAGUUAUUGUGCCAAUUUUUAAUGCACCGGUGUCGGGACAGCAGAGAUAAUGUGCUCUGAUGUAUCUCCAUCUAAAACAUGUUCAUGCCAAUUCAACACGACACUUAACUAAAAAUACAUUUCAUGUAAACAGUGCGGAUGUUUAUGUAAACUGUUGAUAGUUUUAAUGAAAUAGUUUUUGCACAACGAAAUGUUGGUGUAUAAACAUUCUCAGAAAGAGUAGAAGUGUACGGGCAAGUUUUCUCUUUCAUCCGUGUGAUCUGACACGUUUUCUUAAAAGCGCAAAGGACGGUAUGACGAUAAAAGUAUUGUUAUAAUUUUGGUUUCUGAAAACUGGGUUUGGUCAGCGAUUGAUCUCCACAUGUUUUCAGCAGUCUAGUUCACAACAAACCAGCAAAACAUUAUCUCGUGCCUGGUGCUAACGUCAGUGUUUAUGGGCCGAACUCGCGGGAUGUAUUGAAAAUAUUUAUGAUAAAAAGUAGCACAGUUUCCGUUUUCACAUUGAAAACAUUCGUCAACUCCUGUGCACUGUUCUUGAGUCUAUGUUUUGUUUAGACGGCAGUGCAAACAUAGGUUGGGUGAUUGAAACUAUUGCAGGUACAGUACCGUUUAAGUAAAACGUUCAGUCACGUGCUCUUUGUUAAGCAACCAUUUCAUAUAUUUAUUUUCUCCAUAUAUAAGUGCAGUACAUUACGGUGGUUUCUUAUUUAGUUAUUUUUUUAAAUAUAAUUCCAUUGACAACAGUGUUGGCAGUGUCUGCAAACGUUUUGUAAUAUAACUGCAUCAGUGAAAACUGUAUUAUAAGCAUUUUAAAGAUUGUUGUGUUUUAGAAGAUCAAAUUCCUUUUUAUUUUCAGUAUUUUAAAAUUCUUAAAAUACCUUAAGAUGCUCAAACAAUUAUAACGUUGCUCAGAAUCAUAAUCGUUAUUUAUGCUGGAGAAAUCCAAUGAGCAUUGAGACUCUUUUUCACACGUCAAGUGGGGGCGCGGGUCAGAAAGUUACAACAACAAACAAUACACAAAAACAAUCGGAUGCCAACUAGAAAGCAGAAUUGUUCGAGACCUAUCUCUGGCUGACAUUAAGUGUCAUUAAGCAAGCCAACUUAUGCCUUUUAUUCCCUUCCCUGUGCCAUUGCCCUUUGCCAAUGAAAUUUGCUUAGCCGCGUGUACAACUUGUUGCCUCUGCCAGUCAACCUUUAUCCAAGGCAUGGUCACCACGAAUUCUCCAAGGCUGUGCUCGGCGUCUGGAACCACCUUUCCCUUCUCUGUCCCUUUUGGUAUCACUCAACCCCAUGUUCCAGACCUUCCUCUGCACACGAUUAACUGCCUCGCUUUUCACGUCUUCUAAGCCUGUGCUGCAGCCUUCAUCUCACCGUUGUUUCUCUUAUCUCCCUUCCAAUCCUUCUCUCACUUUUAUCUCGAAUGUGUCCUCUUGAGAGCCUUUGGAGAGCUUCCUCUCAGUUGUGGCCCUUCUGCCUGCAGCGGCAUGAGCAAGAAAUUGCAGCUUCGCCAAUGUUUUUUUUUACUUCUUUACAUUCUUUGACCGGAUCACCCAGAUCUUGGAAGCUAAGCUGGCCUGGGCCUGUAUAAUAGUCGAAUAUGUGACUACUUUGUAUUACAAGUAUCAUAAGAUGCUAGGGUUGUGCUGCGUUGAGGGCAAUGCAGCAAAAUCCAAUGUACAGUAUUGUACAUCCAUGCUCCCACGUCUAUGCACAAUAUGGCAAAAACAACUCCCAUGACUCCCGUUGCAUGGGGUGGCCCUCAUCCAGAAGUGUGCUGUGCGUGUACUCCUUUACGGAAACAUGACUUGUUGCAUUAUGUAGCCGUGUAAAUUAACUGCAAUGUGAAGGGGGGUGUUCCACGCAUCCCUUGUUGCUAUCCUUCCCUGGCUGGUAGCAGAAGAAUGAAUCGUUGAAAGGUUGAAGGCAGUUUUUUGAGUGCCCAACAUUGUCUGCUGCAACCUCCAAACAGUUUAUUUUGAAGCCCGGCAUCCGUGUGGGCUGAAGGUACUAAACGUGCAUUGUGUUACCGGAAGUCGAGUAGCAACACGUUGCCAACGUAAUUAUGGAGAACAUCGCAUAUCAGACUCACGAGGUAUGGAGGUACAGGUGGAUACGUAAACAUGUCUGAUAUGUGAAUGCAAUAGAAAAUGUUGGUUCAGUACGAAUAGGUAACCGGACAAAAAUAAAGCGAAGACUGCUCUAAGCAUAGGGAAAUGCUUCGGCUGUGCUUCAUACUUUAGCAAAUGUACGCGAGGUUUAAGGACACAUCACUGCAUGCGAAUGGUCGGAUUUGUGAACAUCUGUGGAAAAUGACAGUCGCAACCUUGCACAAAUACCUGCACUGACUGUGGAUGAUUAAGUGGUCGGCGUGGAUAUGUGACAUACUGUAAUUAGAAACCGGUGCAGUGUUUUAAUGUCAUUGUUUCGACUUAUCCUUGGUAUUUGUAACACUGGCUGCUGUUGUGACACGAGUGUAGAUGGUCCAACAAUGUUUGGUUGCCUCUAAAAAAAAUGCGGUUUACUUUGGCGAUUGGAUUAUGCCAUGGUUCACCAUAGCAUUGUGGUCUUAAAGAAAUGUUAUCAAUUGCAGUACUGUGCUGUUGUACGGCAUGCCAUAUGUUAUCUUCAGACACCACUACUCUAUAAUCAUGGGUGGCCCAAAUAUAUAAAUGUCCUGUUUAUGUAUUCCUUCCAUUCACAGUCAUUAUAUUCAAGCACCAUAUAUAUUUGAGUUGGUAAUUUUCUUGUAUGCACUUGAGGGAAAAGUGUAAUUGGCAGCUACCGAGAGAGUAUUUUGAAAACCCACUACCAGGAAAAGGAUGUUAUCAAGGUUAGGAUUUAUAUCAGUGUAUCAGCAAUAGCGUGUAGGAUUAAAAAAUAUAUAUUAUUUUAUCCAUGGCUGCAGUUAUUCCAGACUUGUGAACGUUAUUUCAAAACCUCCUGGUGUACAUACUUGUUGUCAUGUAAUGUUUUGUCCUGUAUAUUGUUUUGAGUUUUAUAGCCUUUUUACUAUGUUUUGCUUAAUAAACGGACAA